AUGGACACAAUUUACGCGUACAGCAAUCGCGCCGCUUUUCAGGAGUUGUUUAGCAAUACCAACGACGGUACGAGUCGCGACCCUGCCUGGAUCCAAAGUCUCAGUGCCCUUGGACGGCAUGGGUCUAUCCAAGUCGCCAUAACUUCUGCAUCGAUUCUAUGGACAGUUGUAUGGACAGUCAAGAUCCGCCAUGAAGGCUCGGGCAAAGCUGUUCCGCAUAAACCGAGUGGGAUUCUCGUCUAUGAAGCCCUUGGCCAUAUCCUUCGCGGACUAACUCUGACACUUUUCAUUAUUGCUUGCAGCCAGGAUGGGACAGAAUGGCCCAAUGCCGUGGCCGCCGGAUACAUGUUUCUACUCGGCCUGUUUCGAAUCAUUGUGCGGGGAAGAACGAGGCCAAUGCUUCUUCACCAGAUAGCCUUUGUUUCUAUCUCUCUUCUGGUUCUGACCGCCGCAGCCGAUUUACUGCCCCUCAUCGUCUUGAAGUCGAACUAUCGACCGGAUCUUAUAACGUCCCUAGCAAUUGCGUCGCUAGCUUCCACACUACUGUUUCAAGGAUUCUCGCCCCGCGAAUGGCAAGCUCCACGAGCCGGUGUCGACGUCCCAGAAGGCUUCACCGCUGAACCGUCGGACGAAGAAACCCGCAGUUGGAUAAACGAAAACAUCACUUUUGCACACAUCGAUACACUUAUUUACAAGAGUUGGAAGAGCAAAAUCGGUAUGGAUGACAUGCCGAAGAUUCCCUGGCACUACAACCCGGAGCUUUUGCGCCGUGGAUUUUCUACUGCGCGAAAAGACAAGAAAACGACCGGUCGAGCCAUUGUUGCUUUGCUAUGGCCUCAGAUCCUGCAGUCUGUGGUGUUCGGAAUUACCUACCCCCUCUUCGAGCUAUGUGGUGCCCUCAGCCUGUACCAAAUCCUCGAAUACAUCCGAAAUCCGGAGGCCGCGACAUUGCAGCCAUACCUGUGGCUGAUUGUCAUGUUUGGCGGUCGCUUGAUGCAAAGUGUUCUUCUGCAGAAAUUCAUAUCGAUCACUCGAAAGUUGGCUAUGUAUUGCAAAAUCAUGCUAACGGGCGAGGUCUUCCAUGCUGCCCUGAGCUCACGCGAGUUGAGCGGCAAUAUUCUCAAAGAUGCCGAGAAGAAAGAGGACGGGGCCAGUGAGUCGAGAGAGGGCACAGCAGCAGGAAUGCUUGAGAAUCUCAUAUCAACGGACAUGAACACGAUACAGUUUCUACGCGUUUUCCUCAUGGCAGUUGUGCAGAUUCCCGCAUCCAUCUUGGCCGUGGUCGGGCUAUACAACGUCAUCGGUUGGCCCAUGUUUGCUGGCCUUUUCAUCGUUUUCUUGAGUGCGCCAAUUGCAGGAUACAUCAUGGGACACAUGCUGCGCUUCGAAGAGAAACUCAAAACGCUCCAAGACGUCCGUGUCUCAUUGUUGUCUGAGUAUCUACGGUCCAUCAAGGCGAUCAAGUAUUUCGGCUGGGAAGACUCCAUUGUUGACAGAAUCCGAGGAAUUCGUGCAAAUGAGCAGCAGCAGAACUGGUACAUUUCAAUGUGCUGGGUCGCGUUCUCGCAGGUGACAUCCUUCAUGCCCAUUUGUUCCAUGCUGGCGAUGUUUGGUCUCUAUGUUGGCGUUCUAAAGCUGCCAAUGACCGCUUCCGUCGCCUACACGACUGUCACACUGUUCGAUUCUGUCCGAAAUAACCUUGAUUUCAUUUCCUCCGUGAUUCUGGAACUGCCGAGAAUCUUGGUUUGUUUGCGCCGUUUCGAUCGCUUUUUCGCCGCUCUCGACCCUCUCGACCGUUAUCCAGAAGGACCUGUACGAAUUGACAAUGCGACUUUCCGUCGUGUUAGGACAGCAAAUUUCUGUUUAUCGAACAUUACGAUUGACUUUGUUGAAAAUGGAUUAAAUACCAUCACGGGUAUCAGCGGUAGUGGAAAGACAACGCUAUUACUGGCGCUACUGGGGGAGACGAUCAAGGAAGCUGGCAGCGUAACUCGGCCUAGGGACGCAGCGUUUGCAUCGCAGACCUCUUGGCUACAGGCACAGUCCAUACGCCAAAAUAUCCUUUUUACUUUGGCAUACGACGAGAAACGUUACAGCAGUGUUGUCAAAGCAUGUUGUCUCGACGUCGACUUUCGCGAAAUGUCUAAUGGAGACGAGACACAGGUCGGCGAGAAUGGUGCUGCACUUUCUGGUGGACAGCGUGCAAGGAUAGCCUUGGCCAGAGCGCUUUAUUGCUUUGCCCCACUGCUAAUUCUCGAUGACAUUUUCUCGGCACUUGAUGCCAAAACCACUGUUUUGCUGUGGAAUCGCGUUUUCUGCUCUGAUCUAGUCGAGAACAGGACUGUCAUUCUCGUCACACAAGUAAACUGGGUUAUUGGCGAAGCUGACUUGGCGAUUACUCUUGAAGACGGCUCGAUCAAGUCUGCCGAUCAAAAUAUCGGGCAUGUUCGUGUGCCCCAAGCUUUACCCGCAACCUCUGGUGAAGACCUGGACAAUGCGGCGAUGGCGGAGGAAACUGAGCAAUCCUCGAAACUGGCCGAAACUGAGAAAUCAAACUUGAUCGACGAGGAGGUGGAAAAGAGUGGUGUACUUGGAGGCUUUCCUGUGCUGCAGUACCUGAUGCAUUUCGGUGGCCCGGUGGUCGUCAUAAUGACCAUGGCUGUUAUGCUGGCGCAAACAGUGGCUGAACUGAUUAAGAACUAUUGGCUGUCAGUUUGGGUCGACCAUGAUGAAGGAGAUGUAUCGGCUACCGCUGCUUUUUACCUCUCAAUUUUUGUGGCACUGAGCGUCGCCUCGGAGACAAUUGACGCAAUCUGCUUCUGGACGUUCAUCAGAGGCGCAUGGUACGCCGCUAGAACGCUACACGAAAGAAUGGUUCACGCCUUGUUCAACGUCUCUCUGGCAUGGUACACUGAGCACCCUGUGGGCAGAGUCAUCAAUCGUCUAUCUGGGGACAUUGAAACCCUGGACCAGCAAGUUAUUGGCACAGUUUUUGUUACCGUCCGUGCAAUUAUCUUGUCAGUAAUGAUGCUUAGCGCGAUUACUUUGAUUCUCCCAAUCUUCAUGGGUCCAACGGUGGUGCUUGCUGCGCUCGGUAUUCUUGUGGGGGUGGUGUACAACCAGAAUGCCAUCUUCCUCAAGCAAUUGGUCUCCGCUAGCCAGUCACCUAUUCUUUCUAGUUUUUCGGAAGGACUCAACGGAAUGGCCGUGAUUCGUGCAACCUCAUCAUUGCCGAGCCUGUUCUCCGAACAGCUGGGACGGCUUCUUUCCACCUCGGCUGAGGCAGGUGUCUCACAAAUCGAUGCUGACCAGUGGAUCAAGUUUCGAAUGAACACAAUUUCGGGAUUGAUUAACGUCUGUGCUGCGUUUCUCGCCAUUUGGGAGAGCGACAGAUUGUCCGCUGGAGUUGUCGGAUUUUGUCUGUCGCAAGCAUCGGAAAUUAGCUCCGCCAUCUUGAUGCUCGUGUUUCAAGUGAGCGAGCUGAAUCUGCAAAUGCAAACUUUCCACCGCGUCCGAGAGUAUGGCCAGUUGCCACCGGAGGAAGAAUCGCUGAGCGAAAGCAAGGUCGUCGAGCAAGACGAUCCAGCACCACUAGUCAUCCCCCCUAACUGGCCUGCCACUGGUGCAGUUGAAUUUCAGGAUGUCACCGUGCGCUACGAUGUCGAUGGGCCAGAUGUUCUGAAAAAUAUCAACCUGCGAUUCAAUGCUGGUGAACGUGUGGCGGUUGUUGGGAGAACCGGCAGCGGCAAGAGUACUCUCGUUCUCUCCAUGCUCCGUUUUACAAAUAUUGUAUCCGGAAAGAUCCUGUACGAUGGUGUCGACAUAACCAAUCUUUCGUAUAAAGAGCUCCGCCAGGCCAUUUCCAUGAUCCCUCAGGAGUCACAGCUGUUCCAGGGAACACUCGCAGAAAAUCUUGACCCGACCGGAACAAUUUCCAAAGAUGUUCUGCAAAAGGCUCUCGACGUCUGCCAAUCCAUUGCUGCGAUCAGAGCGACCCGACAGCAUUCUGCGACUUCGUCCGAAGAUGGUGAAGGCAGUACCGACACCGCUGAAGGACUCACGCUCGAGACGCAUGUCAAAGCCAAGGGUGAAAACUUUUCCCACGGCCAGCGCCAAGUUCUCUCGCUGUGCCGCAUUCUGGCACGACAGUCAAAGCUGAUGCUCCUCGAUGAGGCGACUUCAAACAUGGACGCAGAGACGGACGCGGGUAUUCAAAGGGUAUUGCGCGAUGCAGCAGCCGAGGGUGAAGGGCGCUGUCUCGUUACUAUUGCCCACCGUCUCAAGAGUAUCGCCGAUUAUGAUAGGGUGGUGGUCAUGGGCUCUGGCGAGGUCCUGGAAGUGGGUAGUCCGCAGGAGCUGAUGGAGAGGAAGGGCAGCUACUAUGACUUGGUGAUGCAUGAUCGCGACUCGAGCUCGACUGAGGGCAGUGGGUAG
Messenger RNA from Akanthomyces muscarius, 4434 nucleotides. RefSeq lists its product as uncharacterized. The transcript is spliced from 5 exons. The record is from RefSeq and is a predicted model, not a curated record. Gene Ontology annotation, molecular function: ABC-type peptide transporter activity; ATP hydrolysis activity; ATP binding. Gene Ontology annotation, cellular component: fungal-type vacuole; membrane. The coding region runs from base 1 to 4434 and encodes 1477 amino acids. Lineage: Eukaryota; Fungi; Ascomycota; Sordariomycetes; Hypocreales; Cordycipitaceae. Gene Ontology annotation, biological process: transmembrane transport.